UUCAUAGAAACAGACUAGACUUGUUGAUCUCCAUUAAGCGACGGCAGAAAUAAAUCCACAAAACCGACCACGGGCCACGAUAUUCUUUGAACUCCGGAAGGGACAAAAAAGCCGAACUGGAGGAUAAAACGUGCAGAUAGAAGCUGGACAGGAACCGGGCUAUCAGCUUAUUUUUGUUGGAUGUUGCGAAACCGUUUCCAUCCCUAAGCGGCCCAUGUUAAUCCAAUAGGAUUCUGUUCAAAACAGCAGGAGGUUUUACAAGCUUCGAGAAUGAAUGCGAAAGCGGCCAGAUGAAAAUCCUGCAGAGUUUGAACACGCGGGAAGUGCGUGUGAUUUAUUAAACCUAGCCUUACUAAAGAAAACUGGGAAAAUGCCAGCCGGAAUCAGUAGAGGGGAAUCCCGGUCGACCAGCUCCCUGCCUCCAGAUCCCAUGGAGAUCAUCAGGAGCAAGGCUUGUUCCAGAAGAGUAAAGCUCAAUGUUGGGGGACUUGCACAUGAAGUACUUUGGAGAACCUUGGACCGGUUACCCCGGACGCGACUGGGUAAGCUUCGAGACUGCAAUACUCACGAGUCCCUUAUGGAGAGCUGUGAUGAUUAUAAUCUGGAGGGAAACGAAUAUUUUUUUGACCGUCACCCCGGAGCUUUUACGUCUAUUUUGAAUUUUUAUCGCACGGGCAAGUUGCACAUGAUGGAAGAGAUGUGUGCCCUGUCCUUCAGUCAGGAGCUUGACUACUGGGGAAUAGACGAGAUCUACCUGGAGUCCUGCUGUCAGGCGAGGUAUCAUCAGAAAAAGGAGCAAAUGAACGAGGAACUGAAACGAGAAGCUGAAACAAUGAGGGAUAGAGAGGGAGAAGAGUUUGAUAACACAUUUUGUGCAGAGAAAAGGAAGAAAUUAUGGGACCUUUUAGAGAAACCCAGCUCCUCGGUGGCUGCCAAGACCUUGGCAAUAAUAUCUAUUCUUUUCAUUGUAUUAUCAACAAUUGCUUUGUCACUCAAUACACUUCCUGAACUACAAGACAAGGAUGAAUUUGGACAGUUCACGGACAACCCACAGCUGGCCCAUGUAGAAGCAGUGUGCAUUGCGUGGUUCACCAUGGAAUACCUGUUGCGUUUCUUGUCAUCACCAAACAAAUGGAAAUUCUUUAAAGGCCCACUGAAUGUCAUUGAUUUAUUAGCCAUUUUGCCAUAUUAUGUCACUAUAUUUCUCACAGAAUCCAACAAAAGUGUGCUUCAGUUCCAGAAUGUCAGAAGAGUGGUUCAGAUUUUCCGGAUAAUGAGGAUACUACGAAUUCUCAAACUAGCCAGGCAUUCAACAGGCUUGCAGUCUCUGGGAUUCACACUCAGGCGAAGUUAUAAUGAGCUUGGACUGCUGAUUUUGUUCCUGGCCAUGGGCAUAAUGAUAUUUUCAAGUUUGGUAUUUUUUGCUGAAAAGGAUGAAGAUGACACUAAAUUCAAGAGUAUUCCUGCUUCUUUCUGGUGGGCCACUAUUACUAUGACAACUGUUGGCUACGGUGAUAUCUAUCCCAAAACCUUGUUGGGCAAGAUAGUUGGCGGACUAUGCUGUAUUGCAGGUGUGUUGGUGAUUGCUCUCCCCAUCCCAAUUAUUGUGAAUAACUUCUCAGAGUUCUACAAGGAGCAGAAGAGACAGGAGAAAGCAAUAAAACGAAGAGAGGCACUUGAGCGGGCCAAGAGAAAUGGAAGCAUUGUUUCGAUGAAUAUGAAAGAUGCUUUUGCUCGCAGCAUAGAGCUAAUGGAUAUUGUUGUUGAGAAAAAUGGAGAAAAUAUGGGCAAAAAUGAAAAACUGCAGGACAGUAGUCUGUCACCCAACAAGUGGAAAUGGGGAAAACGGACUGUGUCUGAGACCAGCUCCAACAAAUCUCCUGAAGCUAAAUACAAAGAACAAGGCUCUCCAGGAAAUGCACACAGCCCACAUAUUACCCCACAACACUUAAAUGUACAGCAAUUGGAGGACAUGUACAGUAAAAUGGCAAAGACACAAUCUCAGCCCAACAUGAACAUAAGUCAAAUGGGUCAGACAUAUAAAGUUAAAAAGCAAAAUCAAAUAGAGAUGGAAAAAAUAUCUGGUCCCUCUGAUCCAUUAUUAAAUACACCAGAUGGAGUACUGGAUAUGAGGAGUCUGUCUAGCAUAGACAGUUUCAUUAGCUGUGCUACAGAGUUUCCUGAUGCUGGGAAGUUUACUCACAGUCCUAUAGUAAUGCUACCCAGUAAAGUGCAUGAGAACCCAGGUUGUGAAAACAUUCAGGAUAAAGAAUCACCAAUCCUGCCAGCUGAUGAUGCCCAGAGCAUGCAAACUGCUACAAAACUAGAUAGCAGUUACAAUAAGAAUCUCUUGGGCAUCAAUACCAAUAACUCUGCUUACAACUCUGCAGUGGAUAAGCAUAGCAGCAUCUUUGUAGAAAAUGCCAAAGGCACCUCAAGACAAGGCAACCCAAUAAAAUCUAGAUCUCUCAAAGUAAACUUUAUGGAAAGUGAUAUCAAUCCCAUUCACCACACUAAUAUAGCAGCUCUGUCAACAAUAGUGGACCCUACUGUGGGUGGCUCUCAGAGCAUCACCAGUCCUAUGGAUGGUCCAUUGCAUGCAGAGAGAUAUCUGCCUGGUGUAGAAGCUUCAACAGCUUGUUCUUCAUCUGGAAUGAAACCUCCAGAAAACAUAAUGCCAGUGACUUUUACUUUCCAUGAUGAUGGAGUAAAGAAGUACAUUGAUGCAGAUAGUGAUGAAGAAGAUCUGUCACUGGAUGGAAGGAACCCAGCUGGACCAACAGGUCCCACCUACCACACCAUCAACAGUGAUUGUCCAAGUAAGAAGGAUGCUGUCUCCCGACAGGGUGGAAAUUAUUUAGAAGAUUCUGGUGUGGCUUCUUCAGCAAAGCAUUUUGGACAAAAUUGCAUGCGCAGUAUGGAAGGUAUAACAGAUAGAGUUAAGAAAAGUGGGACCCAAGAAGGUAACAAGUUAGACAACCACAUCUCACCACAGAUUCAUGUGACAUAUGGUGAAAGUGGCUGUUCCACUGUAUAUGAUGACAACAUCUGAUUUUUGGAUUUGCCAGGCUGUUGUCUAAGCUGGAACUGUGAAAUGGAAUUGCAUAUCCUCAAAAAAAAGCUUUGUAUUUUUUGCAUGGCAUGGAAAACUAUUUCAAAUGAGCCAGUGUUACCUUUAAAGGAAAGUUUAAUGGAAGGGAACCUGAGAACAUUGACUAAAACGUAAAGGUCCUGACCAUGGAACAAUAGCACUGAAGAACAGAAAAAAAUAUACCUGCAAACUACUGUUAACUCAUACCAUCAGAAUUUUAUCACAUUAUUCUUUUUAGUUCCUGAAUCCCUUCUAUCUUUCCAGUGACUGUGGAAGAAUACAAAGUCUGACCGCACAGUUUAAAUAUAAAUAUCUCUCAGAGACAUGCAAAUGUAUUUGUUUGCAAAUGGGAAAAUGUUUCAGAAAAACAUUCUAAAUAGUAGAGAUAUCCUUUGAAGGGCACUGCCUGGAAUUCAUUUACAGAUUCUGGUUGCAUAACUGAACCACAUUGGAUACCAUUAUUGUAUCAUAUGAUUUGUCUAAGAAUACAAAUAAUCUUUGAAGCAAAGAAGAAAGAUGCUUCCUCUACAAAUGUGCUUACUUUAGUUCAGAUUAGGCUUUUUUGGUUGUGAAACUAGUACAGUAUUUGCUCAAUUUCCUUAAUUAACCCUUUAAGGAAUGCAUCAACAUUUCUGCACCAGAAUUAAUAAUGUUACAUGAUUUUUAAAAUUGUAGAUUAUUCCAAAAAUAGUGCAAAUUCAGAGCUAUUCAUCACUUCCAUGUAUUUCUUUAAUCAUGGUUUAUAGCUAACACUUAGCUUUAAAAACUGACUAAAGUCAAUAUUGUAGAUGUCAUGCGAAGAAAAAAAAUGUAUUUUUGAAGCCGAAGAAUUCCUUAAGUAUUCAAAUAUCACAACAUGGGUCCCAAAUUAUUGGUCAGGAAAAUAAAAUAUUAGUGUUGUGGGGAUGGGGGGUGAGUUGCACCAGUUAAAAGACAUUUAUUAAACUGCCUAUAUUAUUGUGAAACCUCACUAUCAAAUUGAUCCAAUAUAGUGCAGUGAUUAGCAUUCAUACAAUGAAAUAGAUUUAUAUGGCUAUCAAAUAAGAAAUAAUUCUGCUAUGAAAGUUCUAAUUACCUGUAUCAAAACAAAUCCAACUUUACCAUUUUUGUUAAUGUUAUUAUUGCUGCUAGAUUAUUAUCCAGAGAUGAAAUUUUUGCAUAAAUGUUUCUCAUUCUGAAUAUCUAAGCAUAAUGUCCAUGUAGAGAUGCCUUCAUAGCUUUGACAUAACUGUAUUGUAAACCGGGCCGAAGUUCCUCUUGGAAAAUGCAAGAUAUCACAUAAAAUUUCGUAAAGGUUUCCAUGUAAAGAAUAUGACCAUAGACUUUAUUUUCAAAGUAUAGUACCAAAUCAAUCUUAGCAAGUUUACCAGAUUUGAAGUUUACAGUUUUAAAUGAAAGAUUUAUUUUUAACAAUGGAAUAAUGCUUAUUUUUUCAUUCUGGCUGAUAAAGAAAGUAUAGAUAUAAAUUAUUAAACACUCGCACUUUGAAAAUGUUAAAGUUUUAUUUUUGGUACGGUAAUCUUGUUGCAAAAUAUUGUCUUCAGUUCUAAGAAUGAACUAGAAUGGAAUUAAAGAGUCCUUUGAGUUGCAGAAGCAUGCAGCAUGGAAGAAGGCCAUUUGGCCCAUUGUACCUCUGCUGGCUCUUUGACAGAGCAGUUGUAAGUGUGACAGUAUGAAAGAUACCUCUACAACAAAGGUCAGUCCAAGCUAUGGAACAUUUAAAUGUUGGUUUCCUGUAAAGCUGAAAGGGAUUACACAUAGAAUUUUUCCAUCUAACCUCAAUACAAAACAAGAUUAGUAUGGCAAAGAAAAUCACAAAUACAUUUCCGAUUUUUCAUUCCUCGAAUAUGUCCAUGAGUUACUUGACAUGUAUUUUUCCAUGCAUACGUAAUAUAUAAGCAUCCAAGUGGCUGUUUACACAUUAUAUAAAACUAUUGUUCAGAAUGUGGUAUUUAUUAGUUUAUAGUGACUCCAUUAAAAGAUUAAUAGUAUAACUAUUUUUUCUUAAAUUACCAUCAUAUCAGUACAGAACAUACAAGUUUGUUCAUCUGCUAAUAGGUCCUACUGCUGAGACGCGGAGCCUUCAUUAAUUCUAAUCAAUGUGUUACCAUUCCACACAUGGAAUGUAAAGACUCUCAGUAAUUGGUAUUGGGUACUAGUUGUACCAAUCACAAAUGGAAUUGCAGAUUAAGGAAUACAAUAAUAGGAAGUUUGAAUUCUAUGUCUCAUGAAAUUUGUCAAAAGAUGCAAAUUAUGUUAAAUGUGAGUCCUACUGGUGCAACUCGCCCUAGAAAUAAAUGGUAGUUCACUGUCUUUCAAAAGCAAAGAAAACUCUAUCCACUUGCCAAACACUCACUUGGAAAAUUAUUUUUACUACAGUUUGCUUUGCUUAAAAAUGAAUUCUUCUGUUGGGCACUUGGAAUCUACUUCCCUUGUUCCAAUGAAUUUAUUGAGUAUUUUGUACUUUUACUUAACCUUGCUAUCAUUUCCUUUUUUAAUUGUCAAGACCUAUUGCUGAUAGGAAGCUUUAAAAUCUUUAAGCAGGCAAACAAUAUCCCUCAUUCGCUAAAGAUUACAAAAGUUCCACAAAGUAAAGAAAUUCUGGAGAAAAGAAUGCAUGCCUUAUGUCCGUACAAAUAAUUUAUUCCAACCUAUUUAACCAAAUUCCACAACCUGAUGACAUGAGCAGGAUUUCACAAUACUGCACUGCUCUUUUAUUCUGCCAAAGUUCACUGAGAAAUCUACUGAAAGAGAGAGCAAUAAAAAAAAUGAAGAAAAUCCAAGUACUGUGUAGGGUACCGGGCCAUUUGAAAGAUUUAAUUCAAAUGCAGGAUGAUUAUGACAGCUUUAAAAAAUGCUAAUCAUGUCCUGAAAUGUCACAGCCAACAACUUAAUUACAAUUUUUUUUGCCUACUAUUCAGUUGAAACUUUUAAGUCUGCAAUCAAUAGAUGUUUUGCUGAGUAUAUAGAGCAAAGAUGGACAAGUGAAGUUGAGGUACAGAUUAGUUACAAUCCAGUUGAAUGAUGAAAAAUCUCAAAGGUGCUCAACGUCUUACUCCUGCUCCGAUGUUCCUAUUUUUCCAUGAAAGGAUUUUUUAAAACAGCCAGUGUACAACCGUUAUGUAAGGUCUCUUAAGAAUUCCUGUGUGAAAGCACAAUUGAAAAUAGUCAAUAGUUUGGAACUGAAUGAAUAAAAUGCAGUUAGGAAACAGUGAACUGUCCAAAAGGUUAUCAUUACUACAUGAUUACACCUAAGACAGAUCCCUUUAAAACUACAAUGAUAGAUCUCUCUUGUGCCUUGUCUGGAAGCACCUUGUACAAAAUAAAAUGUCUGUUGUCUCUGCUUUGAAUGCAAGAGCUCCAGAUGAAAUACAUUAGCCAGUGAAGAAAGAGCAGCAAUCCAAAUUAAUUAAUGUUCCAAACCCAGAAACACAAGCAUGCAAACUACUGCCUGAUGGGUGCAAAUGGAUUAAGAUCUCAUUGUAUUCAGGAUAACAAUUACCACUUGCUAGCUUAUUCAUAUGAUGAUCUUCGGACACACCACAACUUGUAAGAUGUAUUCCCUGCUGUAAAACCUUAGUUUGCUGUUUAUUAAAAUAUAUGUAACACAUAGCUGUGACUUUCAAGAAUAAUAUCGUAAAUUGGUACAGCUCAUAUUGACAGCACACAGCCAGGGCAGUGGAAAUCAGUGUAAGUACGAAGUAGUGAAUUAUUUUAUUUUCAAGUGAAGAUGUUUGGGUUACCUCUGCAUUUUCACAUUUGCCAUCUUCUUGGCUCUAUGAGUAUCAGAUGUAUGGAGCGGUCACAUGACCUGCAUGUGUUGCAGAAUAGUCUAUUUUUCUGUUCAAAUAAACAUUAUCAGUAUUUUAGCAAAAUUUAUAUAAGGGCAACUAAGUAAAACAAAAUUAUGUUUUGUAUCAUGAAUUACUGAGUUAGAAGCAAAAAAAUCUUUUGUUAAAUUAUGUAAGUAACUUAAUUUCUUAGGGUACUGUUUGAGAGAGAAUUGUUAAUUGAUUUUCACAACUGACUGCAUGUUGGCUAAAGGUCACCAAAUCUAUUAGAUUUGUAGUUAAUGUUAUUGUAUAACAACCUGCUUUCUGGAUGUGAGUUUGCUCGCUGAGCUGGAAGGUUCGUUUUCAGA
Molecule: messenger RNA, 7232 nt
Organism: Stegostoma tigrinum
Lineage: Eukaryota; Metazoa; Chordata; Chondrichthyes; Orectolobiformes; Stegostomatidae
Gene: kcnb1
Product: potassium voltage-gated channel, Shab-related subfamily, member 1
Exons: 3
Coding region: 275-3052 (925 amino acids)
Biological process (GO): potassium ion transmembrane transport; protein homooligomerization
Cellular component (GO): voltage-gated potassium channel complex; membrane
Molecular function (GO): delayed rectifier potassium channel activity; protein binding
Source: RefSeq, a predicted model, not a curated record